UCGCUACUCCCUCCCUCCUCCCGUCCCUCCCUCCCUCUCUGCGCAGUCCGUGUGCUGUGCAAAACUCUUCCAUCGUGUUGUUGUCUGAAUCGUGGUGUCCGUUUCGAAGAUUUCAUUGCGGCGAGAUUCACGUUCCCUCUUCUUGUUGUUUGGUUGGUCGGUGUGCACGUUGCGCGCCGAGCCUGCACCGCUUGUCCGUCGUUCUCGAGGGACGAGCAGCAACUCGUAAGGACGGGAGAGUAGUCGUAGCAGGAGGAAGCAAGGAGAAAGGAGAAGCAGGAAGAAGGAGAAGCAAGGCUUGUCAGCCACUCAAUCGUGAGGGAAAAAGCGGCAGCCAUGGCCGCCGCCGCCACGAGCGCCGCCGCCUCCGGGCUGGCUAGUCGUCUUCACUCUCUUUGUUCUCCCUCUUCGCUUGCCGGCGGCGAUGUCGGCGGAGCCUCCUCCCGUCGCUGCCCCGGUCUCUCCUGCGCUCUGCAGAAUGUCUCAAUCUCGUCGCCUUGUUCUCCCUUGGAGAUGACCUCUUCUCUGGGCAAUCUCUUCCACGUGGCGCCUGGAGCGGCUCCGACGCAGAGCACCACAUGUCCAUCUUCAACGUCGCUUUUGUUCGGCCACGUGGCGAAGAGAGCGUCGAGGAUGGUCUCCCUCAGAGUCCGGGCAGAUAUCGGAGAGGAGCUUGAGCAAGUAACCAGCUAUGGCGGCGUCGAGGACGAAGAAGUAGAGCAGGAAACUGCAGCAGGGACGAAGCUCUACGUUGGUAACCUGCCAUGGAAGGUGGACAGCGAGUCCCUCGCAGAGGUCUUUGAAUCUGUCGGGAAAGUGGUUUACGACAGGAUGACAGGCAGGAGCCGUGGAUUUGGAUUUGUGACCAUGGGCUCUCUAGAGGAGGCGCAACGGGCCAUUGAUCAGCUGAACGGAAUGGAGCUAGACCAAAGGAUUCUGAGGGUGAACUUUCCGCAAGUAGGGAUGAGUGAAAGGCGUAGUGGAGGUGGCGGCUCUGGCGCUGGCGCUGGCUACGGUCAGCGCCCUCCCAGGGGGCAAGAUAACCCGAACAAGCUGUAUGUGGGUAACUUGGCAUGGGGUGUGGAUGACGUCGGUCUUCAUGAUCUCUUUUCAACUUUUGGAAAUGUUGUCGAGGCUAAGGUGGUGAUGGAUAGAGAAAGCGGGCGCUCGAGAGGGUUUGGUUUUGUCACGUUUGAACAGGACGGAGAGGUUAAUGACGCCAUCCAAGGGUUGAAUGGAGUGGACGUGGACGGAAGAACGCUUCGCGUCAAUCUUGCAAGCUCAAAGCCUGCUCGUAGUGGUGGAUAUGGGGGCAGAGGCGGCAGAGGAGGGUACGGUGGAGGCCGGGGCGACGAUGGCUAUGGGGAUGAAUGAAGCGAAUGAGACCUCUUGAGAGACUCCAGAGAGUUGUUUAGUCAAGCUAGAGAGAGAAAAUGACAGACAUUGAGACUCAUUGUUUUCUUUCGUUUGUUUCUGUUCAGUUUCGGUUUGACGCCCUUGAGUCAAUGAUCUAGAAUGAGUAAAUGUUUGUUCUGUUUGUGAUUCCUUUGCCUCUUGAGUAGCGUUUAGUAAGGAAGGAGGAAGAAGGGCACACUGACCCUUCACUUUUAUGAUAGAACCGAUGGUUCGACUUUACCAGCCAUCCAGAGUUAUUCCAGAUCUGGUUUUGUGUCUUAUAAUACUUUACGCCGGGGUUUCGUGAUCUCCCUGGAAGAAACACUUGCGCUUUUCUUCUUCACCAUUUGGGGCGUGAAUGCAGUCGGGGAGGGCGUUUAGUUGGAGAGGGACAGGGAGAGGGUGGUAGUCUGAAAAUCUCCUUCGACUAGAGUUAGUAGAUUGCUGGACAGUGCCUCGCCUUUAUUUUGUACCAAGGAAUGGACGAACUGGAAAAAGAUGGUCAUUUUGUACCAAGGUAUGGACCAACUAGGAUCUAGUGUCUUCUGCGGCAACUCUUUGAACACGUACUUGCUUGCUGUUGGAAUAGCUGAGCUGAUCCUUCUUUCUUCAUGUUCUUUUUCAUUGUUCUACAUCAGCAAGAUUGCAGGAGAUUGCUAAAGGCACUGCUGCUCUCUCAUUCUGACCGAAGGAGUCUCGGGUUUUAGUGGAGGAUUCAGGAGGAACGAGUGGGUAAAGGUGCAGGAGAGGCUUGUGAAAAUCUCGAUUGAGGGAGAGUUUAGCAGGUCGCCAGCGUAGUGUCGCCUUGUCGGCGACCAAGGCGUGAAGAGUGUAAGGAGGCUACAAGGAGGAACUUGUCGUUCCUUCCUACGACUCCCGGAUGUAGACACAGAGGAGCGCUUGAUUGACCUUUGCCAGGUGGGCUGGCAUAGGUGGAGGUGAGUAUAAUACUCUCUGGACGGAACUGUGUAGGAUAUAAGGAUAUACGAAUGCACACUUGAUUCAAUUCUAUGGAUGGAAUCGACUUUUUAUCGUACGGUACGUUUUGCCGUAGUGUACGUAAACAGCUCUCCAUUAUACAGAAUUGUUUGCUGUACGUAGCCGUUUGCGAAGCGGGUAGGAUGCAACAUGGCGUACCCACCUGCAUUUACAUACGCAUUUGCUGGGGCGGAUCUGACCUGUAGGGGGGCUGCAGGGUACCAACCUACUCGCGGGAUUGCAAUCGGACUCGCAUCGGCGAUGUACGAUUGCAAUCGGAGUUGUUGGCGAGGUACCAACCUGUCUGUACAGUGUCGUUGCACUCGUCGGUGGUGUAGAGAUGGUGUGAGAGGGAGAUCAGAUACCAUUGUGAUGCUCAGGUGAUUUGGUGAAUUGCCUACAUGUCCAAAAAAAAAAAAAGAGGGGGAAGAUGCGAAGGGGGGAAAGGGGAGGCAGGAUUACAAGCGAUUUCGGCAAUGUUGUGGAUGGUAGAUAGUCCACGGCUCCCAAGUACCACACAGCUUUUUCGCCUGUAUUGAUUUUUUUUUACACAGGUUCUUUUCCGUAAUGGUAACCUCUCGCUCACUGGAUGUACCAACAGGCUUUUCUUCAAUGUAUGGAAUGGACACGAAGCACACACACACGUGCACGCUUUUAUGGACUAGGUAUAAGUAAUAUGCAUGUAUAUGUAUACGUGCAAGUGUGCCGCCUGGCCUGCAGAUGGGUGUGUGGGCAUUUGGCACUGAGCCACACAAACGUGGCCAACCUUGCAUUUUCCAUUAGAUUAGCUAUCUAUAACCCCUCCCCCCACCCCCCCCCCCCCCCCCCCCCCCCCACACACACACACACACACACACACACACACACACACAAACAGAGAGAGAGAGAGAGAGAGAGAGAGAGAGAGAGAGAGAGAGAGAGAGAGAGAGAGAGAGAGAUGGUUUGUGAGCUGAUUGCAAACCUCGGGCUGUGGAAAGUGAGGUGUAAACUAACU
Molecule: messenger RNA, 3367 nt
Organism: Chara braunii
Lineage: Eukaryota; Viridiplantae; Streptophyta; Charophyceae; Charales; Characeae
Source: the annotation of a GenBank genome assembly